Molecule: messenger RNA, 8691 nt
Organism: Ectocarpus siliculosus
Lineage: Eukaryota; Phaeophyceae; Ectocarpales; Ectocarpaceae
Source: the annotation of a GenBank genome assembly
AUGGCUGCCUGCGUCCGUCCGACUCUCGAAAGCCUGGAGGUGUUUGACGCUAUGGCCUCGGAGGUGACCGAGGCGCAGCUCUCCAGCAUUUUUCAGUUCAAGGGGGAACCAUUUCCCGAGCAGCAGAGUAUUGGGGCUGUGGCAGGUUUCGUCCGGCUAUUGUCGAACCAUUGCUCCAACAUGAAGGAACUCCCAGGGUGCGAUGACCUCCUCGAGGUGGUCGACUGGCAUUCAGCACUGACCAAGACCUCUGCGUUUCUGAACGACGGCAAAAGUGUGAAGUGGUUCCCCGAGUAUGGUUGUGCACUGCUCGCCAUUGGUAGCCCGUGCGCCCUGGGCGGGCCUCUCGUGCGCCGGAACCUGUCGCUUGUCGGCCUCGACAACUGGAAGCUCGCUUUGCGCUGGUUGAACCCUCCCAGCGCUGCAAGCACCCUUCAGUACGGAUCGGAUGUUGGAAGCCCUUCCAUCGUCCACGCGGGAAUCGUUGAAGAGGCGAACCUUGACCCUCUGCUCAGAAACCUCAACAAGAGCCUAGCUCAGGCCAGUGAGAGGCAUGGCGACAAGCGCACUGCGGCGGGAGGUAAGCAAGGUCACCAAAAGACCCCUUCCAUGAUCGAAGCCCUACUCCAAGACGCGAAAGCGGCCCUCGACGGAGCGAGCGCAUGUCACCCACCUCGAGGAGGCUUCACCGACGUCGGUCUUCACACGGGCGGCAGACCAAGAGAAACUGCGUGGCCGCUGACUCUCGCCGUUUUUCAGGCUGGGCUGAUGCGCCACGGGAACGUCGACGCUCCCGGCUAUCCUCGAGGUGGCCCCGAUCUGCUGGAAGUUCUCUUCGAUGUGGUGAUGGCCGACUUCUACCUGACUUUGUUCGAGCAGCACGUUGUUCGUCUAUCAGGGGCCGCAGAGGACCUCAACAAAGGCAUGCGAAUGCUGGAGUCGGCUGCGCACCGAGCUGGAGUUCUUGCCGACGAUGGCCACGCCUUGCCGAGGGUUGCAAAAAGGGUCGAGGAAGCCCGCCAAAGCCUGAGCAGUCUCAGGUCGAAGCGCAUGGUGUCGGCCGCUGCCGACUUCAAGAUUUCGAACAGGACAGAUGCCUUCGCGGAUGGUCAUCUGCGGCUUCCAAAAGUGGUGCUUUCCGCCCCGCUGCCGCGCCCCUCUGCUGGUGAAGGAGGCUUAGGUGAGGCACGGUCGCGUUCCACUAAGAAUCUCUCGUCCUUGCCGAGCUUCAUCAGGGAAAUCCACACUACGCUGACCUCGGAAAGCAUUGCCGAUAUCACCAGCUGGGUUGUGCGUGAUGGCUUGAGCGGGGAACUACCAGCGCAGGUCGUACUGGCGGAAGUGGAGGGCCUGCUCUUUACAACCUCGGCUUCGGGGGCUAUCGAAAGUGCCGCUCAGACACUACGGGCUGGUGACCUUGUGAAGCUCAAGGCCCUCGUGAAUACGUACAGGUCCGUGCUUGCCGGUUUUCUGGACGCCCAUUCGGGAGACGGUGGUUCCUGCAUGGUGGUCGAACGCCAUUCUCGAGAGACCCUGGUAUGCCUGAUAGCGUACGCUGUUGCCUUCGCCGUAGCUCGGGACGUGCUGUGGCCGGAGGAAAUGGAGGCGUUCGGGGUUUGUCUACGGGCGGCUGAUCUUCAGCAUUUGGUGCUGGCCGACAGGCUGGCGGUCGACGCUGCUUUGAGCUUGGCAGACUACCUGGCUUUUGCCAAUCGCGGGAUAGAGAAGGCCAUAUUUUCCUUAGCCGAUGGAGGGAGGGCGACGUUUAGUCUGGCUUUGAAGGUGGCAAGUGGAAGUCCCGACCUGCAACGGAUAUGGGAAAGCGAGGUGGUGGCCGCGAACCGCCGCCGCGAUGCGCACUGGGCCAAGGUGGAAGCCCAGCGAGCGGAGCUCGUCCAACUCCGCAUGGAACUCCAAUCGCAUGAGGACGAGCUAGCUGAGAACCAAGCAGCAUACGAACGGGCAAGAGACUCGAGGGACACAUUGUCUGACGGACGAUCCAACAAGACCCGCGGCUGUCGUAGGCAUCUGUAUUGCCCGGGUGGUUGCACAUGCCGCCGAUGCAGCGUGUGCAGGAGCGCGAAGCACGCCUGUUGGGGGUCUGAAGCCGAGAUUGCCACCGUCAACGGCAAGGCCCAGCAGAUGCUCCUGCCGCGGGCUUGGGACACCAACGUCACGGAUGCCGUGAAGACGCCCAACAUGGACCUAUGGUCGGCAUACUACAACAGCCAUCAACCUGCGGUAUGGGGUCACGACGGGGGCGUCCAACUCGGGUACUGCGAGGAACUAGGGCAACCAGAGACGAUGGUGGAAAGAUGCACGGAGCCCUCGGAUGGCGUUUGGCACCCAGAUUCCCUAGCCCCGGGCUACAUGUUGUGGCAAGGGGGUUCGUUUUCUCGUCAAUUCUGCUUCGACCCGCUUUCGCCGAAGGUCCGUCCGGAGUGGGUAGUGCGCGGGUUCACGGAGAAGUUGUUAGGGCAGGACCAGUCGCUGCAAUGGGCGAUGCCGCAGUACGGCAUCGGCAAGACGAGCCCUGAAAGAGGCAACAUUUCAAUCGCGAGCCAGGGCGACGCGGUAGGUUUCAGCAAACGGGAGUAUCUCGCGUUCGGCGCGUUGCGGGCCUAUCCGUUGCAGCAGCUUCGUAAGCUAGCCCUGGUGCUCCGUGAUCGCAGCUUGCCUCUGGAUCAUCCUGCGGUUCGCUCAUUGAUGUCUCAAGCGCUUUUCCAGAUCGGCGAGCUCUCCGAUUCCUCCCCGGCGGCCUUGCUCUGGCGAAAUGACCAGGAGGACAUGUUUUCCGCGCUAUUCGACGAGCUUCAGGUUCGUAUCGAGGAGAUCGAGCACACACCACGACAACACCGGGCGAUGCAGCUUCUUGUUGAUAUGGCGGUGUACGUCGGCCACUGGAACGGCCAUUGUCAGGAUCUUGUUCGGUCGAAGCUGGUGGCGAUUCCCCGGAAGUGGGCCAUUGACAUCUACCGCCAGGCCGACGAAGCUGAGGCGAACCAGCUCGGAGACGCGGUCGUAUCUUCCCUGAUCGCCAAGCAGUGCGUGUACUUCAUGUACGGCGUACUGUGCUACGGUGGUAGUGCGUCUCUCUCCGCUGCCGACACCGCCCAGCUGUGCGAGCUACAGAUUCUGGCCCACAACCGUCGCCUGUUUGCAGAGGGAUGGAUAGAGCUAGAGGCGGAAAACUCCGCUCUCCAGGUUCGAUGCCUGAAUGUGCUGGCGAAGCGAAGCGGCGAGAUUGUACAGGAGGCUAGGAUCAACCCCGGGUUCCUCACGACCGCCAUCCGGUUGGUGCUGAAGGACGCACCGACUCAGCUUGCGUGGAACCCGGUAGCUGGCAACAUGGCGUGUUUUGAGGCGCAGCACAAAGGGCAUCUGUACACCGUCAAUCUCUUGACAGGCGUAGUCCUGUUUGACGGGGAGCCACCAAGUCGCUUGCCGGAGGACAUCACGAAGGAUAACCUCUAUCGGCGAGUCUUUGGCAAAGCCAGGUUCGAGGUCUCCUUUGCUUCAGGCGGAACAUUCAGGACCACCCGAAUGGCCGAUGGCCGAUUCUACGAAUUCUCGCGUGUAGGUGUGAGCGGUCAGCUGGUGGUAGAGGAGGUCGACGAACGUCUUGUAGAACGCCUAGAAUUGCUGCGUCCCGACGGCUCUUGGGCGAAGGAACUACCCGUCAGGCUUCGGAGGAUGCACAGCCAUUGGUUGUGCCGGGACCACAACGUCAUCGUCCUACGCUCGAUUGAGUUCAGCGCGCGCCACGUCUUCUUCGUCGGGAGGUGCAGUCGCCCUGACGGCGGUCCUGUCUCGUUCUAUCGUGUGCCCCCUCACCUUCGAUCGCACGAAUGGAAUGAGAUCCUGGUGGAAGCGGAAGGGAAGGGAGAGUGCCUCGGUUCCAGUGGGAAGCUUGUCCUCGCCGACGCGGACAACAUGGUGAUGAAGACCUUCGCGAAGUUCGAGCCUCGGGCUGUCGGCCAGAACGCGGUGAUCCACACCUACCUGCAGCCCGAUGGUGGGCUGACGAUCGACCUGCCUAGGUUUGAGCUCGAGUUCAAAGUCGACCCUCCGCCGAGGGACCCUAGAGGACGUGAGGACGCGAGCGGUAUCCACUGCGCGAACCACCGCGGCUACCAGCUGGCGUGCGCCCAGCAGCUCGAAGACACUCUCCCGGAGCUGAGCCGCUACCUGGUCCUUGUUCGCGAAGAUGGGGACACAAAGAUCAUCGUUCCUCGAGGCAGGGUGGCGGUGAGGGAGGGAACAACACCGCGAGUGUGGAUCGAGUGCAGCAACGAAGAUAGCGAAGACGCCGAGCUGAAGGUGUUUUCCUACAGCCUGCACCGGCGGUGGAACCAACCGGACGCGGGUGGCUUAUCGGCUCGGCUUCAGCUUGCGGCAAUGUUUGCUGCCACCGGCACGCUUCUGCCUGACGCCCGGGCGGGCAAGACCGGCUCCGAGAAGGCCAUUGAGCUCGUCCGUCGGUGCUCCGUGAACCACCCAUUGCAGCCGGGUGACCGAGCCCAGCUGCUGACGGUGCUGGAUCUAUCCGGUACGGCUCCGGCUUUGGCGCUUCUGUGUGGCGAUUUGCUGGAGAGUAGCAACUGUGUCGGUUUCCUGCACCCCACAGCGCCGCUCGGACCAUUGUCACCGGGGGUUCUGUGCAGCCUAGAACACGCAGCGACUAUUUACGAGGGAGAGUGUGAGACUUCUAGGUGGAACCUUCGACGGCGUCUUACCGCCGUCGAGGAGGUGAGAAUCUUCGGCGGUCGGAUCGCAGGCGCUCGCCCUUUCAUGCGACAGAGGCGCGUUUUCGAGUUCGGAUCGGUCAACCUGCCGCGCUGCCCGGUACGCGCGGAGUCUGUCCACGCUGCGGAGGUUGCUGUGUGGGAGGUGAAGGACGUCAUGUUGGCGAGCACUACUCCUGCUUCUGAUGUUUCACACACGGGGCACGCCUACCCACUCGAAGUGCCCCUAGACGACGAUGUUUUAACAAAGGACAUGCACGCCGAGCUGUGCGGCAGCUGGGAGGCACACCAGCUUUCUCCACCGCAACAUUCACCAGUGCCUCUGCCGGUGCUGCAGCGCCUCCGAGACGACUUUAGCGACAAGCUAAGGCAGGCUUCGUCGAUGCGGGAACGGCUUGAGCAGCACUUGCUUGGUGCUCUCAUCAGCUUCGGAACGGACGAUAGGUAUGCCAGGUCGUACAACAUUGAGCGCCUGGCCAACCUCCUGCCUACCCCUUCCGUCGAAGACUUGCCUUCAAUCCUUUGGUCGGACGGGCGCGCUCGAACGUUCAACCCGUUCUUGACAGAGGAGGCUUCCACGGGGGUAGAGGUGGCCGUGGUGCUGUGGCUUCGGUGUUGCGUGCUCGAAGACAAGUUGGGCAGGCUCAAGCGGUGGACAGGAAAGCCAGGAGCGGAGGCAUUGGUGUGGCAGGAGAUCCAGGUGAAGAGAACGUGGGUUCCGGAAGCUUAUCCGCGAUGGCUGGCUUUUGAAGUCGAUUCAGGGCUGCAAAUCCGGCCUGCUCAAGCCGAGGUAGCCCUUCACAUGAUCGACAACCCCGGUGACAUCGUGCAGCUAAACAUGGGAGAAGGGAAGACGCGGGUUAUCCUGCCGCUGCUAGUCCUGCACUGGACAACGCACCGGCAGGAUGCCGCCGUGGUGCGCUUACAUUUUCUGAGCGCCCUGAUCAGCGAAGCGUUCGACUUUCUGCACCAUGCCUUAACUGGGUCCCUCCUCGGAUGUGCGCUGUUCCUACUACCCUUCAACCGUGACGUGAACCUGACGCUUGCGGGGGCCCGAGCCAUGCGUGGAUGUCUCGAACGCUGCCUCUGUGAGGGAGGGGCGAUGCUGGUUACACCUGAACAUAGGCAGUCGCUCCAUCUGAAGGGCCUGGAGCUGCUCGAGGUCGCCCCGGAGAUCAGCGAAGAGAUCGGGCGCUUGGAAGAAAUGCCCUUCAGGGACAUUUUUGACGAGAGCGACGAGCUCUUCCACCACCGGAAGCAACUCGUGUACGCGGUCGGUGGGCUGGAGCCACUUCCGUCUCAGGCCGACCGUGUCCAGGCUGUGCAAGCAAUGCUACGUGUGCUGAAGCACCGGCACCGGCACCCAGAGCUAGCAGAGAUGCUGUCCAACCGCAACGUUGCGGUAGAAGAGGUCAGUUGCCGGCCGGAGCAGUUUGGGCAACUGCGCCUGUUGCCGGGGCGUGCCUUGGACGACAUCAAGCGUGAGCUGCACCGGGCGCUUUUCGACUCGGUGACGAGCGACCCGCCGUAUGAGAUGAGGUGGCUAGGCGACAUCGACGAAGCGAUGCGUGCGAAGCUGGCUACUCUGGUGCUGGACGAUGCGGUGAGCGCUGAUCACGUGCUCGAGAGAUCAGCGCUCACGGACGAGUCCCAGUGGGCGCAGGUCCUCGCCCUUCGGGGGUUGCUCGCGCAUGGGACCCUUCUUCACUGCCUGCAGAGCCGCCCGAGGGUGAACUACGGGGUUUCUCGCACGGCAGAGGCGAAGAAGCGGCUGGCGGUUCCCUUCAGGGCCAGCAACACGCCGGCAGACCGCUCUGAGUUCCGGCAGUCAGACGUGGCCAUCGUUUAUACCGUGCUAUCCUACUACUACGAUGGUCUGUCACGAGCCGAGCUUCAACAGGUCUUGAAGACCUUGCUGGAGGAUGUUCCCGAGAGCGCCCAAGCUGAUUUUUACAGCACCUGGUUGGACGAGGUGCGGCCUGCCGAAGAAGACUUGGUGCAAAUGGACGACGUCCUCAAGCUUGACCUCACCAACGAGCCGCAGAUGGACAUCCUCUACCGUUACUUCGCGCACAACUUCGAGGUAGUCAACAGCUGGCUGAACUUCGUGGUUCUGCCCGCCGAGACGAAGCUGUGUCCGAAGUACAUCGGCACCAAUUCUUGGUUCCUCGCCGAGAAUAGGGCCGGCGCGACUUCAGGGUUUUCUGGGACCAACGAUUCCCACCGCCUCCUGCCGCUACAGGUGCGCAAGAACCGCGACGGCAGCCUGCCCUCGCUCUCCAGCACUAACGGGAAGAUGCUCGAUCUCCUGAUGCGGACCGAGCGAUACGUCACGCUCGAGGUAGUUCGAGACGAAGAGAGCAUCGGCGACGCGCCCCCUGAGGCGUGGAAGAAUCUCCUCAAAUUCUGCGUGGAAGAGGGGGCGAGUGUUCUUGUCGACUGUGGCGCCCUCUUGGGGAAGGUUUCCAGCAAAGAAGCGGCCGCGUUUCUGCUGUCGCCCGAGGGGAGCCUGUCGAAAGAGUUCCGCGGUGUGGUCUUCUUCGACGCCAGCCAGAGGACAGCGGCAGUUGGUGGAAAGUGGAUGGUGCUCGACCGUGUCGGGCGCUGCGUGGCCCUCAGCGGAUCCCCCAUCCAGGCUUCCGAGUCAUUUUGCAUCUACGACGAGGCCCGCUGCCGAGGAGCCGACCUGAAGCUGUCCGCCGACGCCAAGGCGUUGUUGACUAUCGGACCCAAGAACGGAAAGGACAAGGUGAUGCAGGCUGCCGGCCGCCUUCGACUGCUAGGGCGCAGCAACCAGGCCAUCGUCUUUGUCGGCACGCCAGACGUUUCAACCCAGAUCCGAGAGGUGUCCGGCGUUUCCAGCAGUGGCACUAUCACGUCCCAACACGUUCUGGGAUACAUCAUGGCCAACACCGUCGAGGCUACGCGGUCUGGACUUCUGACGUGGGCCGGCCAGGGGCUGGAGUUUUCGGCGACUUUUGCCCGACCCGACCGCGCGGAGCAGGACGAAGUUACAACCCUUGACGCCGCCUACGGCGCCGGGUACACCCGCGCCACGGUCGACAGCGCGGUGUCCAUGUCGGUCGACCAGCACCGUACCCGCUACAAAGGCGAUGUCCACAAGCCCCAACUUUGCCAGGAGAUAGCUGCCAGGGCAUCGCAGUACGGCAAAACCGUGUACACGUCCAGAAGCUCAGCGAUAGGAGGAGAGUGUGAGCGGGAGAUGGAGCUCGAGUUGGAAGAGGAGGAGGAAGUGGAGCGACACGUGGCGAAGAUGUUGCCCCGCGAAGAGACCGAUUGGCCCUACGCCUCCGCAUUGUCGGUUGAAUCACCAGAUCAGCUUCCGUCUUCGGCCAAGGUGAUGACCCUGAAGAAAGCAUGGCGAUGCAUGACCAUGGAGGCCCAGAUCUCGACGUUAGACCUGCCGGCGCAAAACGUUUUCUGCACCGGAAACUUUCUCUUUGGAGUCACGGGCCGCACAGCGGCACUCGACGACUACUUGCGGCCGGUGGACGCCGCCCUCGUUUUCGCGAACGGAGAGAUGGUGCUGCUGUCUGAACGCGAGGCCGACGGGGUACUGGUGGCGCUUUCGUGUGCUUCCUCACGCUCCACGGAUAGCCCUGCUCCAUCCACGCCACCGAAGCUGGUACACCUUUCGUACACCACAUCGGAGCUGAACGAGCCUCGAGUCAGGGCCAAUCCCCUCAUGCGCGAUGCAAAGCUCCAGGGGUCUCCGCGGGGCGACCAGCGAGCCCCUUCGGCUGGUGGUUACUGGGAACGCAAGAAGCUCGAGUACGCCAACCACGGUCGUCGCCUGGGGUCCAAGCUGAGCAUGGUCGAAUGGAUCCUUAGGGACCCCACGGCUACCGAUAUGAAUGAGUGCGUGGAAUACGUGGUGCGCGUCGAGGGCGAAGAGGGCGGGGCGUUCGUCCACUGGUGCCACUAG